Molecule: messenger RNA, 9121 nt
Organism: Gopherus flavomarginatus (Mexican gopher tortoise)
Lineage: Eukaryota; Metazoa; Chordata; Testudines; Testudinidae
Product: zinc finger protein 883-like
Exons: 3
Coding region: 6460-8448 (662 amino acids)
Biological process (GO): negative regulation of transcription by RNA polymerase II
Cellular component (GO): transcription regulator complex; PcG protein complex
Molecular function (GO): RNA polymerase II cis-regulatory region sequence-specific DNA binding; DNA-binding transcription repressor activity, RNA polymerase II-specific
Source: RefSeq, a predicted model, not a curated record
CACCAGUGAAGAGUGGGCUCUGCUGGAUCCCACUCAGAGAGCCCUCUACUGGGAUGUCAUGCAGGAGAACUAUGAGAAUGUGACCUCACUGGGUAAGGGUUACUGUCCCCUCAGUUCUUGGAAGGGGAAAUGGAGAGAUAAGGUUUACGCCAGCCCCACAAUGCCACUUCUGCUCUGCCCAGUUUCAGCAUCACCCCAGUAUGCCAGUGACACAUGCACGACCAGAGACCCUCCCCUGCUGCAGAACACUUUGAGAACAGAGCACAGGAGCCGUAUCGCACAGUGUCAAAUAUCUCCUGCUUGCUUAAGUAAAACUGAGGGUUAAGUGCAGCAUAAUCAACAGAAGCCUCCUAGGGAUCACCAGAUGACAUUAAUAGGCAGCAGGUUUAAAGAAAAUAAAAGGAAGUUCUUCUUCACGCAGCACACAGUCAACUUGUGGAACUCCUUGCCUGAGGAGGUUAUGAAGGCUAGGACUAUAACUGUUUAAAAGAGAACUGGAUAAAUUCAUGGUGAUUAAGUCCAUGAAUGGAAUCCCUAGCCUCAGUUUGUCAGAGGAUGGAGAUGGAUGGUAGGAGAGAAGUCACUUGAUCAUUGCCUGUUCGGUUCACUCCCUCUGGGGCACCUGGCAUUGGCCACUGUCGGUAAACAGGAUACCGGGCUAGAUAGACCUUUGGAUCUGACCCAGUACGGCUGUUCUUAUGUAUGUGUGUGUGCAUUUGGUGCAAAGAGCUCCUGGCCCUCGAAGACGGUGUGGAGGCUUUGGAGGCCAGGGUGUUAGAAUUGGAGGAGCUAAGGGAGGCAGAGAAAUAUGUUGAUGAGGCUUUCUGGGACACUAUAGAAUUGUCCCAACUCUGGUCAGACAGCCCCCUGCACUGUUGAGGAGGAUGAAAGGCCCAGGGAAUGAGAGCAGUCAACGGGAGCAGAGGGAAAGCUUCUCGUAGUUGGGACCCUCCUUCCAGAUAGUGUUGGGGUAACCUCUUGCGCUGAGGUUACCUCACCGGGAGAGGGAACUCCAGUCAUUAAGAAAAGGCAGCUGUUAGUAAUGGAAGAUUUGAUCAUUCGAAACACGGAUAUCUGGGUUUGUGAUGACCGGGAGAACCGUAUGGUGACUUGCCUGCCUGGUGCGAAGGUUGUGGAUUUCUCAAGGCAUCUAGAUAGAUUUAUGUGUAGUGCUGAGGAGGAGCCAAUGGUCAUGGUACAUGUAGAUACCAGUGACAUAGGGAAGGGUGGGUGAGACGUCCUGGAUGCCAAAUUUAAUCUGCUAGGAAAGAGACUGAAAUCCAGGACGUUUAUGGUAGCAUUCUCAGAAAUGCUCCCAGUUCCACACACAGGGCCAGGCAGGCAGGCAGAGCUUCAGAGUCUCAAUGUGUGGAGGAGAUGAUGGUGUAGAGAGAUGGGGUUUAGAUUUAUUAGGAACUGGGGAAACUUUGAGGAUGAGGGAGUCUAUACAGGAAGGAUGGGCUCCACCUAAACCAAAGUGGAUCCAGACUGCUGGCACUUAACAUUAAAAAGGUUGCAGAGCAGUUUUUAAACUAAGAGAUGGGGGAAAGCCAAUGGCUGCAGAGGAGCCCGUGGAUCAGACAGAGACUUCUCUUAGAGGAGAGUGCAAUGAUAGAGAUUUUUCUAGUUUUAGUCAGGAAGAGAGGCUGGAAGAGGAUAAAGUAGGGGCCAGAUCAGACGAGAAGCAUUCACACACACAAGAAUCUAACAGAUCAGAAAAGGGCAGACAAACAGGGACAAGUUUUUAAAGUGCUUGUACACAAAUGCUAGAAGUGUAAAUCAUAAGAUGGAUGAAUUAGAGUGCCUCGUGUUAAAAGAGGCUGUUGACAUAAUUGGCAUCACAGAAACCUGGUGGAGUGAGGACAAUCAAUGGAACACAAUCAUUCCAGGGUACAAAAUAUAUCGGAAGGACAGAGCAGGUCAUACUCUGGGGGUGAGGAGGGGAGUGGCACUGUAUGUUAAAGAAAAUGUAGACUCAAUUGAAGUAAAAAUCUUAAAUGAAAUCGCAUGUUCCAUAGAAUUUCUAUGGAUAGUAAUUCCAUGCUCUAAUAAGAAUAUAACAAUAGGGAUCUAUUAUUGACCAUCUGUCAAAGACAGUGAUAGGAUGAAAUGCGAAGGGAAAUUAGAAAGGCUAUCAAAAUAAAGAACUCCAUAAUAGUGGGAGAUUUCAAUUAUCCCCAUAUUGACUGGGUCCAUGUCAGCUCAGGACAAAAUGCAGAGACAAAAUUUCUCGAUACUUGAAAUGACUGUUUCUUGGAGCAGCUGGUACAAGAACCUGCAAGGGGAGAAGCAACUCUCCAUUUAGUCCUAAGUGGAGCGCAGGAUCUUGUCCAAGAGGUAACUAUAACAGGACCACUUGGAAAUAGUGAUCAUAAUCUAACAAAAUUUAAUAUUCCUGUGGUGGGAAGGACAGCUCAACACUGUGGCAUUUAAUUUCAGAAAGGAAAACUGUGCAAAAAUGAGGGGAUUAGUUAAACAGAAAUUAAAAGGUACAGUGACUAGAGUGAAAUCCCUGCAAGCUGCAUGGACGCUUUUCAAAGACACAAUAUUAGAGGCCCGACUUAAAUGUAUACCCUAAAUUAAAAAACACAGCAAAAGAACUAAAAAGAGCCACUGUGGCUUGGCUUAACCAUGUAAAAGAAGCAGUGAGAGAUAAAAAGGCAUCUUUUUAAAAGUGGAAGUCAAAUCCUAGUGAGGUGUAUAUAGAAGGGAGCAUAAGUACUGCCAAAUUAAGUGUAAAAAUGUAAUAAGAAAAGCCAAAAAGGAGUUUGAGGAACAGCUAGUCAAAGACUCAGAAGGUAAUAACAAAAUGUUUAAGUACAUCAAAGGCAGGAAGCUUGCUAAACAACCAGUGGGGCCCCUGGACGAUUGAGAUACAAAAUGAGCCCUUAAAGACAAUAAAGUCAUUGCGGAGAAACUAAAUGCAUUCUUUGCUUCAGUCUUCAUGGCUGAGGAUGUUAGGGAAAUUCCCAAACCUUUUGUGGGUGACAAAUCUGAGGAAUUUCCACAGAGUGAAGUGUCACUAGAGGAGGUUUUGGAACUAAUUGAUAAACUUAAGUGUAACAAGUCACCGGAACCAGAUGGUAUUUACCCAAGAGUUCUGAAGGAACUCAAAUGUGAAAUUGGGGAACUAUGAGCUAUGGUUUGUAACGUGUCCUUUAAAUCAGCUUCUGUACCCAGUGACUGGAAGAUUGCUAAUGUAAUGCCAAUAUUUAAAAAGGGCUCUAGAGGCGAUCCUGGCAAUUACAGACUGGUAAGUCUAACGUCUGUGCGAGGCAAAUUAGUUGAAACAAUAAUAAAGAAAAAAAUUGUCAGGCACUUACAAGAACAAAAAUUGUUGGGCAAAAGUCAACAUGGUUUCUGUAAAGGGAAAUCAUGUCUUACUAGUCUAUUAGAGUUCUCUGAAGGUGUCAACAAACAAGUGGACAAGGGGGAUCCAGUGGACAUAGUGUACUUAGAUUUCCAGAAAGCCUUUGACAAGGUCUCUCACCAAAGGCUCUUACAUAAAUUAAGUUAUCAUGAGAUAAGAGGGAAGAUCUUUUCAUGAAUUGAGAACUAGUUAAAAGACAGGGAACAAAGGGUAGGAAUAAGUGGUAAAUUUUCAGAAUGAAGAGGAGUAACUAGUGGUGUUCCCCGAGGGUCAGUCCUAGGACCAAUCCUAUUCAACUUAUUCAUAAAUGAUCUGGAUAAAGGGGUAAACAGUGAGGUGGCAAAGUUUGCAGAUGAUACUAAACUGUUCAAGAUAGUUAAGACCAAAGCAGACUGCGAAGAACUUCAAAAAGAUCUCACAAAACUAAGUGAUUGGGCAACAAAAUGGCAAAUGAAAUGUAAUGUGGAUAAAUGUACUGUGGCAAGGCACCUUCUCAAUCUCCUCAGUCUCUGCUGCUUUUAGCCCUGGUAAGACAGGCUCAGGUAAUGCAGUCCCCCAUGGGACACAGGGGAAGUUUGUUCCCCGUAUCUCCACCAGUCCUGGUUAGCGAAUUCUAACCCCCAUGUGGGAGAAAGUACUGCCUCUCCUGGAGGGUCUCACUGUUUUGCUACUCCUGGCAGCAGGGCUUCUUCUCUCUCUGCUCUCCCCCAUUCCUUCCACAGGGAAGGGUUUAAAAAGGUCUCAGGCAGCCCCAAGUUUUAAUCAGCUGGUCCCCGUUAACCUCAGGUAGCUCCCCCCUCAGCUGAUUCUAAUUUGUUACCUUGGUAACCUUUCACAGCUGAACCUGAUUGACCUGUGGUUGCCUCUCAGUUGAUAAGGAGGAGGGCCUUUUAACCUUCUGAUACUGAUUCCUACCCCUCCCUUGCAGCUGUCUGCCCUGAGUUUAUCACAGUACAGUAAUGCACAUUGGAAAAAAUAAGCCCAAGUAUAUAUACAAUAUGACGGGAGCUAAUUUUAGCUACAAUGAGUCAGGAAAAAGAUCUUUUUGUCAUUAUGGAUAGUUCUCUGAAGACAUCCAGCAGUGUGCAGCGGAAGUCAAAAAAGCAAACAGGAUAUCAGGAAUUAAUUUAAAAGGGAUAUUCUCUGUAUUAUUGUCUAUCUUGUUGCCCUUAUAUAAAUCAGUGGAAAUAACUAAUUUAGACCCUAUCAUUUUAUAUGUCUAUUUGGGAUUGUUUUCCAAUGGGUUGCAAUAUGUGCCAUCUUGACAUUCAGUACUGCUAAGAUCCUGUAUUCAGUAAUAUCCCUGCCCUUCCUGUUCUCUUUCUCCACUGAGCCCCACGCUUAUGUUCCCAGCUUCCCUGGGACUCUCUCUUUGUCUUUGGACCUCUCUGUCAGCAAGAAGCAGUGCCAGGGAGACUUGCCCUCUCUCUGAAGACUUCGAUUUCUGGGACGUGGAUUUACUUUCUAUGUGUUUUAGGAGACUUUGAAAUUGAGUGUCUGUGACAUUAAGCACAGUACAAUCUGGACUGUUGAACAGCUGUGUCCCCUCAGUUCCCCAGGCUGGGGUGCCUUUUACACUGCUUUACUGUGAGAGCAGCCACUCCUGGGCAGUUAACACGCAAUCUCCAGCAUGUAACUCGCUCCCAGCGACACAGUUUUGAGUGCUGCUAGUCAGUAACUCCCGAAUGACAGUACCCCACAGGAGAACCCCAGAAAAUUCUCUCCUCCCAGACAUCCCCCAGAAAUGUGCAUCUUGUCCUGUCCAGCACACUACUGAACAAUGGGAGCUCAUAUGAAAUCUGUUAUUUCAUCAGUGGAAAAUGACAUGCACGAGCCUGGUUAUUCCAAAUGGAGUGUCCAACACACUUUAAUCCAACCACAGUGGUUAGAUAAAACAAUAAACCAAGAUUGUUAACUACUAAAAAAAAAAAAAAAAAAAGAUUUUCAGUGCCUACAAGUAAUGAGGCAUAAAAGUCAGAAUUGUUUACAAAAGAAAUGCAAGAGAGAACACAAACUAAUGUUUAACUUAACAAGCUAAAACGGAUUUAAAACAAAUGUUUCUCACCAUCUGCUGAGACAGGCUGGCUUUCCUUUCAGCCAGGAAUCCCUCUAGCCUGCCCCUGCUGCCCACAUUCAGUUCUUUAGGAGUUGUCAUGAGCAGAGGGAAAGUGGAGAGAGAGUCUCAUGCAUUUUCCACACCUCUUUUUAUAAUUCAGUCCUUUGUACUAGAAACAAAUUCAGUUCUCAGCUGAGUCAUGGUGACAGGCUGUCAUAGAUAUGAGCUUCAAGUGGUCCCUGUGAUGGAAUGUAAAUGGCUUCUUCACACCUUCCCCCUCCUGGAGAAUGGCUAUUUGACCAGCUGUUUGCCUUGCUGUCUCUGAGGAACUUAGGGUUAGAGUUGCAACUUUUUCAGUAAUAUCAUACUGUAAAAUCUCAUCACUUUACAUACAAUGUUGCUACAUGUUUUAAGGAGGAUAUUCAGUAGAUUGUGUCUUUUCAAAUGUUACCUCACAAGCCAUAGAGUGAUAAAUGAAGGGGAGGGGAAGGAUCUCCCUUUUAUAAACGCCCAACCAGCCAGAUUGCUGUAAAAUCCUUGUUGGUAUGAUUUCUCUGCUUGCUUUACCUGUAAAGGGUUAACAAGCCCACAGGUAAAAGAAAAGGAGUGGGCUCCUGACCAAAAGAGCCAAUGGAAAGGCUAGAACUUUUUUAAAUGGGACAGUAACUUUCCCUUUGUCUGUUGUUCUCCAGAGAAGGGAGGCGAUACGGAGUAGCAAUGCUGUGUAUGGCUUGAAGCAGGUUUGAAAAUUCAUCUUCCAUACCUAGAAGAAAUGAUUUGGACAGGAAAUGUUUAGACAGACACAAUCAGGUUUAUAUUUUUUUAUUUUGACUUUUGGAGCUCCUCUGUGCUAUCCCAGAUGCUUUUGUUUGCUUCUAAGCUUUAAGCUGAACCCCCGAGAAAGCUAUUUUGGAUGCUUACAAAAAUUGUUUCUUUUAAGAUCUAGCAAAAGCCCAAGUUCCAGAUGUAUUGUUUUCCUUUUCAAUUUUAAUAAAAUUUACCUCUUUUAAGAACAGGAUUGGAUUUUGGGUGUAUGCAUGUUGUUUGGGCAAGAAGUUUGUGCAUGUUGUUUGAUUAUCUAGUAGCCACAGCUAAUUUCCUUUGUUUUCUUUCUCAGCUCUUGCCCGGAGGGGAGGUGAAAGGGCUUGAGGGUACCCCAGAGGGAAGAAUUCUCAAGUGCUCCUUCCUAGGUCCAAGGGUUUGGGUGUUUUUUGCAUUUGAGUGGUGGCAGCAUUUACCAAGACAAGGGUUUCCAGUUUCCAAACCUCAUAUAAUCUCCCAGCUGGAACAAAGGGCAGAGCCAUGGGUCCCAGACCUCCAGGGUUCAGAGGAAAGCGAGAUCCUGAGAGUUCCCUGCACAGCAGGUGAUGCAAUAAUAUGUGAGAAAGAGGAGCAGAAUUGUCAGCAGGGAAAUGUUGAGCAAGUGGCUAAACACAGAGAAUUAUCGCAAAGAUCGAAAAGGAAUGUGUCCAGGAGUCAUGAGCAGGGAAAAUCCUGUGAGAUUCAGCACAGACCAGAAAGAGAGCAAGGAAACCAGCCAGGGGAGAAAAUGGGUAAAUUUAUUUCCUGUCGGGGAACUCAGAAGAGCGUCAAGGAAACAACAACACAGCAGGAAAUCCUCAUGGGAAAGAGGAAAAAUACAUGCACUGAGUGUGGAAAAACCUUCAGUUGCAGCUCAUCCCUUUCUGUUCAUCAGAGAAUCCACACAGGGGAGAGGCCUUAUGGAUGCUGUCAGUGUGGGAAAACAUUCACUUUCAGAUCAAAUCUUGUUCAUCAUAUGAGAAUCCACACAGGGAAGAGGCCCUAUAAAUGCAGUGAUUGUGGGAAAAGCUUUAUUACCAGCUCAGACCUUUCUAAACAUCAGAGAAUCCACACAGGGGAGAGGCCCUUUGAAUGCAGUGAGUGUGGGAAAACCUUCGCUUUCAGAUCAGUCCUUUCUAAACAUCAGAGAAUCCACACAGGGAAGAGGCCCUAUAAAUGCAGUGAGUGUGGGAAAAGCUUUAUUACCAGCUCAGUCCUUUCUCAACAUCAGAGAAUCCACACAGGGGAGAGGCCUUAUGAAUGCUGUGAGUGUGGGAAAAGCUUUAUUACCAGCUCAGACCUUUCUCAACAUCAGAGAAUCCACACAGGGGAGAGGCCCUAUAAAUGCAGUGAGUGUGGGAAAAGUUUUAUUACCAGCUCAGACCUUUCUAAACAUCAGAGAAUCCACACAGGGAAGAGGCCCUAUAAAUGCAGUGAGUGUGGGAAAAGCUUUAUUACCAGCUCAGUCCUUUCUCAACAUCAGAGAAUCCACACAGGGGAGAGGCCCUAUGAAUGCCGUGAGUGUGGGAAAAGCUUUAUUACCAGCUCAGACCUUUCCCAACAUCAGAGAAUCCACACAGGGGAGAGGCCCUAUGAAUGCCGUGAGUGUGGAAAAAGCUUCUCUAGCAGCUCAGCCCUUUCUCACCAUCAGAGAAUCCACACAGGGGAGAGGCCCUUUGAAUGCAGUGAGUGUGGGAAAACCUUCGCUUUCAGAUCAGUCCUUUCUAAACAUCAGAGAAUCCACACAGGGGAGAGGCCCUAUAAAUGCAGUGAAUGUGGGAAAAGCUUCACUCAGAGCUCUCAACUUACUGAGCAUCAGAGAAUCCACACAGGGGAGAGGCCCUUUGAAUGCAGUGAGUGUGGGAAAACCUUCACUUACAGAUCAGUCCUUUCUAAACAUCAGAGAAUCCACACAGGGGAGAGGCCCUAUAAAUGCCAUGAGUGUGGGAAAAGCUUCACUCGCAGCUCUCACCUUACUGGGCAUCAGAGAAUCCACACUGGGGAGAGGCCCUAUAAAUGCCAUGAGUGUGGGGAAAGCUUCACUCGCAGCUCUCACCUUAGUGGGCAUCAGAGAAUCCACACAGGGGAGAGGCCCUAUAAAUGCGGUAAGUGUGGGAAAACCUUCAUUCACCGCCAGGAGCUUAUUAGCCAUCAGAGAAUCCACACAGGUAUGAGACCCAAUGGAAGCAGUGAGUGUGGGAAAACCUUGUCUUGCCACUGAGCCCAUGUGAGCCAUCAGAGAAUCUGCAAGGGGGAUCAACACCAUAAAACCCUCUAGGGCUAUCAAUACUUGAAUAGUUUCCUGAUUGCCACAUAGUAACUUUUAAAAGCUGUUUGAAGCACCAUUAUCCCUCAGCUUGUCCAGAUGAGUGAGUGGCCCAUUUUUGCAUUUUGCAGUUUGACCUCUUUGAGGUGGACUCAUUUGUCCUUUCUAUCAACUCCAUUCUCCCGUUAGUAAUUCUAGUGUACCCUUCCUAUCAGAAACCAGGGAGCAUCACAUUUAUACCAUUCCUCCUAUUGCAAAGUUAUUGUUAGUCACCAGUGAUACAGAUUGUAUCAUGGCCAAUUGUUCUCAUGUUGUGUUGAAGAGCAGUUAUAAUGGGAACUUUUCAUAUUGCAUUUAAAUGAAGAGGAACGGGGGCAGGAAAAAAGUGUCAUUUCAGCCUCUGUGAUACUGGAAGGAGAUGUAAAAAGCGACAAAGAGUCCUGCAUCACCUUAUAGACUAAAAUAUGUAUUAGAGCAUAAGCAAUAUACAAAAACCUAUAGAAGAACACAUCAAUCUCCCUGGACACACAAUAGCAGACUUAAAAGGAGCCAUCCUGCAGCAAAAAUACUUCAGGGCCAGACUUCAAAGAGAAACUGCUGAGCUUCAGUUCAUUUGCAAAUUUGACAC